AUGAGUGUAAAAAGAGAUGUAAAGUGUAAACUUGAAAUUGAUGAACCAAAACAAAAAGAAUGUCCUGAAGGAAAAUUUAUUGAUCCUGUCAGUCUUAUGGAAAAGGGCAAAUUCGUAUUCAAGGUUCCACCAGAAGCUCCAGUUUAUAAGCCUACUGCUGAAGAAUUUAAAGAUCCAUUGAAGUAUAUUGCUAAAAUUAGAAGUGAAGCUCAAGAACAUGGAAUUUGUAAAAUUAGACCUCCAUCUAAUUGGCAUCCUCCAUUUUGUGUGGAUGUUGAUAACUUUAAAUUUACACCAAGGAUUCAAAAACUAAAUGAACUCGAUGCAAGUACUAGAGUUAAACUCAAUUUCUUGGAAAAAAUUGCCAAGUAUUGGCAUUUACAAGGGAUUCGUAUUAAAAUACCAGUAUUAGAACAAAGAGCUGUAGAUUUAUAUUCUCUUUAUAAAAUUGUAGAAUUUGAAGGCGGUUUUGAUGAAGUAUGUUUGGCAAAAAAAUGGGGAAAAGUAGCAAGUCGUAUGGGUUAUGUUUGUGAAAAAACUUCUGGUACGGUUUUAAAAAGUCAUCAUGAAAGGUGGCUUAAUCCAUUUUCACUUUUUCACGCCACCAUUAAAGAUGAAAUUUAUAACAAACCAAUAAAAAGAGAAAGUAAAAUUGUAAAUAUUAAAGAAGAAAGUUCUUCUGUUUCAAAUUCGCCUACUAAACGAGCUAGGCUCAGCCCAGAUGAUGAGAAUGAAUCUGAUGAUUAUAUUAAGGAUCCAUUUUAUCUUAUGGAAAAUAAAGAAUUAAGAAAAUUACAAUUUUUCGGGGCCGGUCCUAAGAUGGCUGGGUUUAGUUCCAAGUGUAGAAUAGGACAUUUAAAGUCAAAAGAUUCUAAAAAGUCUAAAAAGAGAAGUAAACCUGCCGUAGAUUAUUUGGAUAAAUAUUAUUGCCAAAAAUGUGGAAGUGGUAAAUCUGAAGAAACUAUUUUAAUUUGUGAUGGCUGUGAUUUAAGUUUCCACAUGCAAUGUUUAAUUAUACCAUUAAAUAGUGUUCCCAAGGGUGAAUGGAGAUGUCAUAAAUGUGUGAUCAAUGAAGUUAUCAAGCCUAGUGAUGCUUUUGGAUUUGAACAAGCUCAGCGUGAGUACACACUUCAACAAUUUGGAGAAAUGGCAGAUCAAUUUAAAUCUAAAUAUUUCAACAUGCCAGUUCAUCUUGUGCCUACAAGCAAAGUUGAACAGGAGUAUUGGAAAAUUGUUUCAUCUAUUGAUUCCACAGUAAUUGCAGAAUAUGGUGCUGAUUUACACACUAUGGAUCAUGGAUCAGGAUUCCCUACAGGUCUUGCGCUUUGUGGAAAUGAAGAUAAUACUUUUUACAAGUCAUACAUAGAAGAUCGUUGGAAUUUAAAUAAUAUACCAAUACUUAAAGACUCUGUUCUUAGUUUUAUUAAUGCUGAUAUAUCUGGUAUGAAAAUUCCAUGGAUGUAUGUUGGAAUGUGUUUUUCCACAUUUUGCUGGCAUAAUGAAGAUCAUUGGAGCUACUCGAUCAACUAUUUACAUUGGGGAGAACCAAAAACAUGGUAUGGAGUUCCAGGAGCUUAUGCUGAAGCGUUUGAAGAAGUUAUGAAGGAGACAACACCAGAAUUAUUUCAUUCUCAGCCAGAUCUCUUACAUCAGUUGGUUACUAUUCUGAAUCCAAAUAUAUUGAUGAAAGCAAAUGUCCCAAUUUAUCGAACUGAUCAGAAUGCUGGAGAAUUUGUUGUUACUUUUCCUAGAUCUUACCAUACUGGAUUUAAUCAAGGAUAUAAUUUUGCGGAAGCUGUUAAUUUUGCUCCUGCUGAUUGGAUUUCAAUAGGUCGUGAAUGUGUUAACCAUUAUUCCUCUCUCAAACGAAUAUGUGUUUUUUCCCAUGAUGAACUUAUAUGUAAAAUGGUUAACUCUUGUGAUGACUUGGCACCAAAAGCAGCUGAACUCGUAUAUGAUGAUUUGAAUGAAAUGGUGAAAUUUGAAAGAGUUCAACGUAAAGCACUUUUAGAUUGGGGUGUCACUGAAGCGGAUUUUGUUGAAUUUGAACACCAGGUAGAUGACCUUAGACAAUGUAUGCUUUGUAAUACCACUCUAUAUAUAUCUGCUGUAUCUUGUUCAUGUGAUCCAAAAAGACUAGCAUGUCUUCGGCAUUUUAGACAACUUUGUGAUUGUCCUGCACAAAUGCACGUGUUCAAAUAUAGGUACACCCUUGAUGAAUUUCCACCUUUACUGCGAAAGGUUAAAGCUAAAGCUGAACAAGCUUAUGAUGAUUGA
This is a messenger RNA of Macrosiphum euphorbiae (potato aphid), 2277 nucleotides long. NCBI's taxonomy places the organism in Eukaryota, Metazoa, Arthropoda, Insecta, Hemiptera, Aphididae. The record is from the annotation of a GenBank genome assembly.